Messenger RNA from Magallana angulata, 4578 nucleotides. Its product is annotated as MOG interacting and ectopic P-granules protein 1-like. The record is from RefSeq and is a predicted model, not a curated record. NCBI's taxonomy places the organism in Eukaryota, Metazoa, Mollusca, Bivalvia, Ostreida, Ostreidae. Gene Ontology annotation, cellular component: chromosome. Gene Ontology annotation, molecular function: chromatin insulator sequence binding. The coding region runs from base 140 to 3724 and encodes 1194 amino acids. Gene Ontology annotation, biological process: regulation of transcription by RNA polymerase II. The transcript has 4 exons.
CUGUAGCACGUCCGCUGAAAAAGGGAUUUUGUCACGUGACCUGAAGUCGGCCAUGUUGUUAAAACAGAAUUCAUUGUCAAUGGAAAUAAGAAUUUAGAGACCUGUGGAGAGUAUUUUAUAAAGGAGUUAUAUACGGACAAUGGAGGAUAAUGGGACCAAUGGGGAUAUUAACACUGACUCUGACCAGAGCCCUCUCUCAGUCAAGGAAUCGUCCAUUCAGCCCCUCUCAACAUCAAGGAAAGUCAUCCAGCUCAAGAUAGACAACCCACUCCUUACUAAUGGUGACGUAGACGAUGAUGUUGAUGAUCCAUUCUGUAUCAAACCUUCGGUGAUUAAACCACAAGAAAACUCAUCUCGCCCCCAAGAUGUUCAAAAUGAUGAACCUAAACAGAAUGGACCUUCAAAGUCUAAAGAAGCAGAUGAGGUUUCCUCUGUGUCGGAUGAAAAAUCUCUACCUAAUGGUGAAAUUGCUUCACAGCUUACCUCAGAAAUAAAAAAUAAUGACUCUGACAAAAGUUCUAGUAGAUCAGAUGAAAUUAUGGAAGACAUCAGUUCUGAAAUGAAGGAAAUAGAGGGUUCAGAAAAAUCUCCAAAGGAGGAGAGGCUUGAUCAUUCCACUGAAAAAAUUGAGGAAGAUUUAGAUAAAUCCAAAGACUCUGAACAGUCGUCAGUGAAUGAAGACCCGGAACACAGUAAAAUUGCAAGCAAGCUGGACCUUGAUGUCGAAUCAGUCAAGUAUUUCAUGUCUACAGACAGCAAAGACAGCACUGACGAUGGCACAGCCCUCUCGCGAUCCGACAAGGUGGAUCUCAACGAGUCAGUCAUCAGUGUGUCCGAAGACAACUCCAGUGUUGUGGAGAGUAACACUAGUGAAGUGGUUCCAGAACUUAUCUGUUCUUCUGGGGAAGAGGAGCAAAGUGGUGGGGACUUGAAAAAAUCCGACGGGAUUAUCAGUGAACAUAAAGUAGAUAUAGCUGACAAGGUGGAUGAGAGCAAAGACAGUGAGAGAGCUGAAGUUGCCAUGGAGGUUGAUUCUCAUGAUGGUAAAAAAGAAUGUUCUGUGAAAGAUGACAGCAAAGAAAAAGCUAACUCUGAUGAAAAAAUUGACUCUGAUGGGAAAAUAUUUGAAAUGAAAAAAUUUGAUAAACUAAAAGAGAAUGAAAAGGUUAUGUGUCAGAAUAAAAAUGAACACUCUGUUGAUGGUUCAACAAAAAAAGAAGAGGAGGAUGCUUCGGAAACUGUAGGAAAAGUGAAGGAUAUUGAUGGGUCGGACAUUUUAAUCACUAUAAAUGAAGACAGUGAUAAAGACGAAGAGUCCUCUUCACAAGUAGGAACAAUUGAUAUACCUAUUUCUUCAGUGCAGCAGAUGCCCCGUGUAACUAGUACUGUGAAAGAUGAUGUAGUGAUUGUAGACUUGUCAGAUGACAAACCACCACCUCCUGUCAAGCCUAAGCCUCCAGUAGUACCCAUCAAACCAGGAAUGGUUACUGUUGGACCAAAUGGACAACAUUAUGUUCAGCAUGUGAUUCAUUGCCUUGAUGGUCGCAAGCAAAUCAUUCAGGUCCCAGUGACCUCUUCUCAAAAUAUGGGCCCUACCAAGGUAUCGGGUGUGUACACCAGUCUCCUGAAUCGAGCCAUCGCUAGCAGUGUCUCCCACUCGCAGACCACACAGAAACAAAGGUCUCCAGAGGAGUACAUUCAUCCAGAUGACCUCAUUCCACAAUCCAGCAUGGAAAUGAUUGCCUUGGCGAAAUAUGAUGCAGUGCAUAAAAACUUUGACAACACAUUCUGGAGUGGUAGUUGUCCAGUGAAGGGUGACAUCAGUACUAUGACCAAGGUUCUACAGGACUUGGGAGGGGAUAUUGUAAAACAGUCUGCCUACAGUCAAAUUGUGGAAGUCCAAGGCAGGAAGGCAGAGCAAGGCAAACUAGGGGACAAAGAAAAGGAAAAUUUAGAGAGAAUGAAAAAAGUGGUGAAAGAGCUGAAAGAAAAAUACAAACAUUUGGAACUGAAUUAUACAAAAUGUGCUGGUUGUAACUUUGUUACAGAGUCCAAAAAUGUAAUGGCAUUUCAUAAAGAGCAUCCGCACAUGGACCCUCCGUUAGACCCUUAUGGAUUCUUAAAAUGUCCUCAGGAUGGUUGCGACUUCAAAUCAACCGCAAUACCAGAGGUGUAUGCACAACACAUGGAUGAAGAGCAUUCUGUGAAAGCCAGGAUCUAUGACAAACCAGAUCCCUUCAAAUGUCAUCUGUGCUUCUUUGAAACUAAAGCAAAAAGCAAUUUAACUCGGCAUAGAUUUAAAUGUGAUAAGCAAUUUAAGCUCGGCCAUAAUCUACAUCCAAGUUACGCAGAUAUCAAUUUCUGCUUAAAGAAUGCAAUGUACAAGUCCCAGAUAGCAGCAAAAAGUCGAAAUAACCAAGUCUUAACAGCAGCUCGACAACCAGCUCAGCCACCUAUGAUUCGGCCAAAGAUUGCCAUCACUAAGCCCACAGCACCACUUCUGCCACAGGGUCCGAGAAAUUCCCAGGUUCCCGUCAUGAUCCCUCUAAGUCAAGCUCAGAUGAGUCAGCUCAAAAUGCCAAAGGUUAGGCCUGGAAUGACACCAGUGCUGGUGCCCAUGGGCCCUGUGAACCAGAGUGUUGCAAUGAAACCCCACGCUCCGACAGUGGGGGAGAUGCUAAGACAGCAGAAACAGCAGCAGGUGGUGGUCAACAGACCGGUGGCUCCUAAACCUAGUGCUCCGUCAGGCCAACAGGCCGGAUUUGAAGUGUGUGAGAUUUGUGGAGGCUAUGUCAAAGACAGAAUGUCCCUGCAAAUCCACUUUUUCUAUGCCCACAAAGUGGAUCUUCCUGCUGUUCUAUUUCAAAAGAAUAGUCCCCAGUUCAGAUGCAAUGUAUGCCAAGCACCUUUCUGGACUGCCAUGGGAUUAACCAAACACAGACAAAGCUCAAGACAUUUUGACACUGUUAUCCAAUCAGCUAAACCUGAAAUUAGGUGCUGGAUUUGUUUCCAACAGCCAGAUAAUCUUUAUUCUCACUUGCAAAGUUUCCACAAACUAAAUCCAAAUGAGUGCAUGAUUCUUAGAAGGUGCAUGUUUUGUGCAAUUCAAACAAGGACAAGGAAAGACUUGGAGCUGCAUAUGGCUACCACACAUGGAAUUCUCAUUAAAGGUACACCCUCAUCUGUUGCUACAAGUAGUUCUCAGCCCACAAAACCCCCAGCUGCUAGAAGUAACUUCUGUGUUUUCUGUUCAAAACAAUUCCCUGAUAACACCCAGCUAACUCUCCACUGUCUCCGAGACCAUGCUACGUGUUCAGGUUGCGGAAUGGUGGUGGCUAGAGCAGCAGACCUCGUUAAACAUGCCUGCAAGUCAACGGGCAGGAAGUGCCCUAUAUGUGGCUUGAAAAACCUCAAACAAGCAUUCUACAAUAAGCACAUACACACGCAUCUAAAGAAGUGUUAUGUUAAAGUCAAGCGGUUGUCGGAGAAAGAAAUAGAAAAAGCAAUGGGUAAAGAACGCAAAGCAAAGAUGGAUCUCGAAAAACAGAGGGAAAUAUUCACUAAACUUGAGUCAGAGAUAUGGGAUGAAAUUCAGAAUAGGAAGAAGCGAGAUGAUGGAGAUUCUACAAACACCAAAAAAAGACGGAGUAAUGACAGUGACAAGUCAACCAGUAAGAAAGCCAGACUAGAAACGGACAGUCAAAACGUGGUUGUUUUAGAGUGAUGCUCAUCUCAUUAACAGUCAGGGAUUUUCUCACCAUUCAUUAUCACACAACACAAGAUCUAAUUUGCGUAAUGAAUUUUCAUUUAAUGAUUAUGUGCUAAUUAUUUUGGUAAUUGCCUCAACAUAGAAUUGGUGGUGCACUUCCAUUGUCUAAAACAUGCAGAGAUGUUUAGAUGUGUGCUGCACCGCAUAUAUUUUCUCUUGAAAAAAAUUAUCAUGAUGCUUUUUCUGCAAGUUUCUGAUCAACUCUUUUGGACAUGUGUUUUAAGUAAAAGCAUAAAUGUUGUGGAUUAAAUGUUUUAUGAAGUGUAAUUUUCUUGUUAUUCAUUGAAUAUUUUAUUGUUUAACAGAUUAUAGGUAUCCUUUAUUUUUAUUUGUUUGUUAUAAAAGUCUUUUUUCUAUUGCAUAUCUUAAGGUAAUUUACACGAUGGAUAGAAUAUUACAGUACAGAAGAAAUUCUAUACUUAUAAUUUUUGUUUUUUUACUCUGACACAUUCUAAAAAUGAAGUUCAUCUGGCCUCAUGAUAAGAGUAUUGGAUUUUUUCCUCUACCAUCUAUUAAUAUUUUCUUUGAAUUAUUGUUACAUUCUCUGAGUGUUUGGUAUUCAGUUAACUGAACUUUUGCACUGAAAUUGAUAUAUAGGUUAUAACAUAGGCUCACAAAUAUUGAUGCAGUGGAGAAAGCCUACGAGAAUAGAAGUAACGGUAUUUACCUUCCAUUCAGUAGAGCCAGGGUACAUGUAUUUAAUGGUUUGUCGCUCUCUCUGUCAAUAUUGUCCAUGUUGAGAAGUCAAGAUGUUGUGCAACUUGUAAAUUGUCCUUGUAUAUCUUUGAUAUUAAAUUUUACAAGAAGUU